CUUCAGCCAAUGAAACGACACAGCUACUGCGCCUGCUCACGGGUGAGCUAGCCUUGUCCCAAAGAGGAUAAUAAGUAUCCUGUAAAAAGCUCCAAGGAGCUCAGAACCACCAGGAAAGCUGUAUAAGCACCGGGUCGACGUGACUGAAGGAAGUGGCGCACUGUACGGGGAACUUCCUGCCGACCUCACCAUGAGUUACAAACCUAUAGCUCCAGCGCCAUCUGGCUCCAAUCACACGCCUCCAGGCUCCUCUGUGCCAUCUCCGUCACUGCCAUCAUCAUCCAAUUACCGGCCAGCGUUCAACGACUUUGGGCCACCGUCAAUGGGCUUUGUUCAGCAGCCCGUCAAAGUCUCUCAGGGAUCGACCUACAGUGAACUUUUGUCCGUAAUCGAAGAGAUGAGUCGAGAAAUCCGGCCGACAUACGCUGGGAGCAAGAGCGCCAUGGAGCGGCUAAAGAGGGGCAUCAUCCAUGCCCGCGCUCUGGUCAGGGAAUGUCUUGCUGAGACGGAGAGAAGUGCCCGCACAUAACCCUUUUUGCAGCCUUCCACAUCUCCUUCCCAAGUCUCUUUUUAUUCCUCCUCCUUUGGUGACUUUUCAUCAGUGGCUUAAAAAAAAAACAUCCCACUCCUCCCCUCAAAACUUAGUUUAAUUCCUCCACGGCGUCAUCCAUUAAACAAAAGUACAUCCGUUUCUUACCUUCUGUACUUCAUCACACACUUGAUUUGUGGAGGGAGGGGUGUUGACGAAAGUAAGAAGGAAAGUGUUGAAAAUUCAAAAUGGCUAGGCCUGGUUUUCGUGGAUGGGAUGGAGAAGGUUUUGUUGAUCUACUGGAGUCAACAGUGGCCGACUCUCGCUGUUCUUUUACCUUUGAAACCAGACUUUUUUUUUUUUCCUCAGACCUCGGUCUCGAACCUCGAUGUACAUCUCAAGUCAGUUUGUUCGUAUGGAAGUUUUGUAAACCAGAUUUUUGCAGUUCAGCGUGUUUAUCUUAAUUAAA
Messenger RNA from Synchiropus splendidus (mandarinfish), 998 nucleotides. RefSeq names its product cyclin-dependent kinase 2 associated protein 2 (gene cdk2ap2). The record is from RefSeq and is a predicted model, not a curated record. Gene Ontology annotation, cellular component: microtubule; cytoplasm; nucleus. Lineage: Eukaryota; Metazoa; Chordata; Actinopteri; Syngnathiformes; Callionymidae. Gene Ontology annotation, biological process: regulation of microtubule cytoskeleton organization; negative regulation of G1/S transition of mitotic cell cycle. Bases 191 to 529 code for a protein of 112 amino acids. The transcript is spliced from 5 exons.